CACAGUUAGCGUGUUCAGAACAUGUCACACAGGAAAUUCUCUGCUCCGCGUCACGGUUCUCUCGGAUUUACACCUAAAAAGCGUUGUCGACGCAUCCGAGGAAAAUGCAAGGCAUUCCCGCGAGACAGAAGAUCUCUCCCACCUCAUCUGACUGCUUUCAUGGGAUAUAAAGCAGGAAUGACUCACAUUGUUCGUGAAGUUGACCGACCUGGAUCCAAGGUUCACAAGCGUGAGGUUGUCGAGCCAGUAACUAUAAUGGAAUGCCCACCUAUGGUAAUCGUUGGGAUGGUCGGGUACGCACCAACCGCCAAGGGUUUAAGGACUUUUAAAACUGUAUGGGCAGAACAUCUUACUGAAGAAUUCAAACGUCGGUUCUACAAGGACUGGUGCAAGUCUAAGAAAAGAGCUUUCCUUAAAUCCUCCAAGAAAUGGUUAUGUGAAGCGGGUCUUGCUCAGAUUAAACGUGAUCUGAAAAAAAUCAAAAAGUACUGUACAGUUGUUCGAGCGAUUGCACACACACAGAUGCGCCUGAUGAAACAUCGUCAAAAAAAGUCACAUAUCAUGGAAAUACAAGUAAACGGUGGGACUGUGUCACAGAAAGUCGAUUGGAUUCGUCAACAUUUCGAGAAGCAGAUAUCUGUUUCAAACGUGUUUUCGCAAGAUGAAAUGAUUGAUGUUAUAGGUGUCACCAAGGGUAAAGGUUUUAAAGGCGUCACUUCUCGCUGGCACACCAAAAAGCUUCCUCGUAAAACGCACAAAGGUUUGCGUAAAGUGGCUUGUAUUGGAGCGUGGCAUCCUGCACGUGUUGCAAGAUCAGUUGCUAGGGCUGGUCAAAAGGGCUACUUCCACAGAACGGAGCUAAACAAGAAGAUCUACAAGAUUGGGAUGGGUUUGCAAGCUCAGUUAGAGGUUGCGAAGGCAGAAGCCUCUAAAGAUGAUAAUGAUAAAAACGCAGUACCAAAACCUAAAGGCAAUGCGUCGACGGAGUUCGACUUAACGGCUAAAAACAUCACACCUAUGGGUGGUUUCCCACAUUACGGUGAAGUCAGAAACGAUUAUGUUAUGAUCAAGGGUUGUUGUAUGGGUCCUAGAAAGCGUGUCAUAACCCUUAGGAAAACAUUAAUACCUCAGGUUAAGCCACGAUCAAGGGAGAAGAUUGUUCUUAAAUUUAUUGAUACAUCAUCCAAGUUUGGUCAUGGUCGGUUCCAGACUCGUGCAGAAAAACAGGCUACUAUGGGUCCUUUGAAGAAGAGUCUAGGACGCACGAAGGUUGCCGCAUGAUUGUGAUUUCCUACAAUAAAAUUAUGAUUGGGUUCACCUUGUAUCUAAACUUGCUGUAAACUAGUGAUUUACUCAUCAGGCUGUACUGUUGUUUCAAGUUAAUUGUAUGCACAACCUACCUGCUCUACUUAUAUUCGAAGGCCGGUAUCUUAAAUAAUAAUGCUUAUUAUUUAUUGAUUGUUAUACGUGGUCCCGUAUUCAUUGGUUGGGUUGUCUUAAAAAGCAAACGUUUCAUAGUAUGGAAAUUUCGAGUUCUGAAAGUGUUUUUAGCAUUAGUGUUAUUGAUUAACCAACUACGGAUAUAAACUGAAGAAUGCUAACCUCUCUUUCACGUUUCAAAGGCCAGUGUGUUUGCAGUUUUCGUGCCGAAGUUGAUAUAUAGUAUCUCUUGAACGGUUAGUUAUUAUACACGAUGUAGGGUGACGUCUCUAAAAUAGAUCCCUGUUCUAGCAACAUUUUUCAUUAGCUCCAUGAAGUGUGUCCUCAACUAAUAUUUUCCAGGUAGGAAUGUCUUAGACGGUGUAGUUGCUUACUAACCAACAUAUUGUACGGAGGUACAAACAGCAUUAUACUACUAUCACUGUGUUCGAUUAAUUCGGACUGUUGAAAUUGACACGUCUUGUUAACUUAGUUUAAAAUUCAGUUUCAAAUAAAACUGCCUCCCGGUUAGCGUAUUUGUCCAAGGAUGUUAUCAGGGUCACUCCGAUUGUAUGUUGGCAGUAUGAGUUUGCUGAUGAUACAGAGCGCCGAUGGAUUAACAGCCACAAGGUACGAACUUUAAGUGGAUCGCAUAAGGUCAGUAUGUCAAGUCCGGGGUACUUGUCCUUUCCACCAUCACGAGCUUUAGUUUGUCGUCUUGAAGUAAUUUGUGAUUCAAAUUUUUCCCUACAAUUUUAGAGGACGCUUUUGCCUUAAAUCCCCACAGUGGUUACUGUUCAUAAUACUCAUUACUGUACAGUCGUGGUUCUUCUGCGGCUCGUCUAAAAGGUUGAUAAUUACAAUUAGCUACACAAUACUUUGUGUCCUGAAUGUUUUUGUUCAUCGUUUCAUACUAGUGAAUUGGGACGAUCUAUUAAUAUUGCUGUCGAUUCAUCUAUUAUUAAAUCUAGCUAGCGGGGACAACUCGUAGGUGUCGUUUUCAUUAGUAUCCAGUUUAUUAGGUUUUCAGCAGUGAAUCAAGAUGUGUGCCCUCCCACGACCGUUGCCUCUAUUUUGGCGUGCUGGUCGGACUUGCUUAUCGUAAAGAAUCAGUCGAGACAAAGUAGCUGGGACAACCAUUCCUCAAAGUCCUACUGUGUCAGACACAGUUGAGCAGUAGCGUCCAAAUUAACAAACUCGUCUGAGUGGGGGGGGUCGUCAUGCUGACUGUACAGGGGUGUGACG
Molecule: messenger RNA, 2664 nt
Organism: Schistosoma rodhaini
Lineage: Eukaryota; Metazoa; Platyhelminthes; Trematoda; Strigeidida; Schistosomatidae
Source: the annotation of a GenBank genome assembly